Lolium rigidum is the source of this 1125-nucleotide messenger RNA. RefSeq names its product tuliposide A-converting enzyme 1, chloroplastic-like. The coding region runs from base 1 to 987 and encodes 328 amino acids. The transcript has a single exon. The record is from RefSeq and is a predicted model, not a curated record. NCBI's taxonomy places the organism in Eukaryota, Viridiplantae, Streptophyta, Magnoliopsida, Poales, Poaceae. Gene Ontology annotation, molecular function: hydrolase activity.
AUGGCCGGCUCCGGCGCCGGCGCCAGCGACGAGGAGGUCGUCCUCGAGAUCGAGCACUGCAUCCGCAUAUUCAAGAGCGGCCGCGUCGAGCGCUACUUCGGCUCCGACCCCGUGCCGCCCUCCACCGACGCCGUCACCGGCGUCGCCUCGAAAGACCACACCAUCUCCCCCGAGGUCGCCGUCCGCCUCUACCUCCCGCCCGUCGCCGCCACAGACGGAAAGAAGCUCCCGAUCCUCGUCUACUUCCACGGCGGCGGGUUCGUUCUCCACACGGCCUUCAACUUCGUCUUCCACGGGUACCUCACCUCCCUGGCCGCGCGCGCCAGGGCCAUCGUCGUCUCCGUGGACUACCGCAUCGCGCCCGAGCACCCCCUCCCCGCAGCCUACGACGACUCGUGGGAGGCGCUAUCCUGGGUGGCGUCCCACGCGCCCGGCGGUGGCGCCGGCGGCGAGGAGCCCUGGCUCGCCGAGCACGGCGACUUCUCCCGCCUGUCCCUGGGCGGCGAGAGCGCGGGCGCCAACAUCGCGCACCACCUGGCGAUGCGCGCCGGCGCGGAGGAGGGCCUGCUGCCCCACGGCGCGCGCAUCAGCGGCGGCAUCGUGCUGGUCCACCCCUACUUCCUGGGCCACGGCAAGGUGCCGUCGGAGGACAGCGACCCCGUGAUGGCGGAGAACGUGGUGAAGAUGUGGCGCGUGGUGCGGCCCGGGACGAGCGGCGUCGACGACCCCUGGAUCAACCCGCUGGCGGCGGGCGCGCCGCCGAUGGAGGCGCUGGCGUGCGGGCGCGUGCUCAUGUGCCUGGCGGAGACGGACGUGUGCCGCGACCGCGGCCGCGCGUACUGCGAGGGGCUGAGGGCCAGCGGGUGGGCCGGCGAGGUGGAGGUGCUGGAGGUGGCCGGGCAGGGCCACUGCUUCCAUCUCGGCAACUUCGCCUGCGACGACGCCGUCAGGCAGGAUGAGGUCAUCUCCAGGUUCCUGAACCUGUAGCGAAAUUUACGCAUCUGCGUGGCGGUCUUGAUGUAUGAUUUGUGUUGGAUUUGCCUUGAGCCCUUGAACAAACACCCCAUCUGAAUUUUCUGUGCUUUUGCCGACACAUAUGGUUAAGUCCAAAAGAUUGAUCGAUCA